AUGAAUCAAUGAACAGUAGUCAAGUUUGCCAGAGAGUGUUGCAUUUGAUUUAAUUUCAGCUAUACCAACAUAUGUGUCUCCUACCCGUGUACAGAUUUAGCGAGAUAAAGCAAACUUUGCAAAAAAACCAAGCUUGACAUGUUUACCUGCUUACUGUCGACAAAAAUUAUUUUCACUUCUAGACACUAAACAAAAUCAAUAUUGAUUUAUAUUAUAAAUUCAGUAAUUUGUUAUUAAUAAUUUAGUUGUUUAGAGAUAACAAAUUUGCGACGGUCGAGUACAGAUGACAUUACGUCACAAAUUUAAUCGCAACAAUUUUUCAUCUUAGUUCGAUGAACCUGCAAUUGUAUCCUUAACCUCUUCCUGAUUAUCAGACUUCAUUGGAAAUAUAUCCUGAGCGCAUCUUCUCAUUGCAUAUUCACUUGAUUCAUAUUAUCUGAAAAAGUGACCGUGUGAAAUAUGACUACCCUUCUUUUUUUUCCAAAAAAUGAAAUCUUUCACAGUUUUUGCAAUUCAGACUUCUGUUUGCAUUUAUUCUCUAUUAAUUUCUUCUUUAUUUUCUAGCUUGAAAAGUAAAUUAAAGCCGCGCGAUUAGAACAGAAGAACAGAAGAUUCAAAUAAAUAAAUAUAUAUAUAUAUAUAUAUAUAUAUAUAUCUUUCCUACUUUGUUCAUGAACUUACGAAACUUAGAAACUUAGAUGCCAAUCUCAUUUACAGGCCCUGCUGUUCCUGCUGCCGAGCUACUCCAACGGAAGAUAUCCACCGCCUCAAAUGCUACUUGGGAUUUCCUCUCCAACGAUAACCUCAGCAACCUUUCCUUUUCAAACAUAAAUAACGUAAACAACAACAACAACAACAACAACAACAGUAAUACCAUCCAGGGGGUGCCGGUGGUUGCGCAACGUCCUGGGAGGCGUCCGCGCAACUUCACACUGAGUUUGAACAAAGAAGGAGGCGUGGUUGAAAACAUCGCAGGCAGCGGAGACCCUUUCUCCCCCUCUACCCCAUCAAACCUCGGUGGUAUCAAAGAAAAACGGCGAAAGUUCCGCAAAUCGCUUUCCACUUCGAACAAAAACAGUCCCAUCAUCCUCAAAUCAGUCACAAUGUCGCCAAAUCCAACCAAUUACACCCAAGCCUCUGAUUCGCCGAACCCAAUGACCAAUCAGAAACCAAAGAUAACGAACGGAGCCCCGCCGGCUAAACCAAUCAGAGGCGUCACUAUCAACCAAAACACGGGUCAAAAGGGUAACUCGCUACCUCUCAACGGGUCUAACUCAGUUGGAACGACAACUAUGACACGAAACGACCUUGAUUUGGGUUUCUCGGAAACGAGUUUACUAGCCACGAGUCGAAUGGACGCAACAGUGGUGACGACAGCCGACAACAACAACCCCCCUUGUUCUGUGAAUCGUAGACAGGUUAACGGGGUGCUAAAGAAUAGUGGGGGUGCUGGCAAGGGGUACGCAGAGGUCACGUGUGAAGACGACUCAGCAGAAUGCCAGAAAAACGCAACAGUGAAGUGUAAGCCGGCCGUGAACUGCUUCAAGCUGCGUGAGUUCCAGAGGGACAACAGUAGCCACAUGAGCAGCAAUGAACAGUCCAUGUUCUACACGGCCAUGGCAGAACUGGAACAGAUUCAACCGAGAUCUCGACUUGCCAAUUGUGAGUUGGUGUUCUUCGGACCCGACCCAGAAGGAUUCAACCCCGUGUUCUAUGCCGGCUCUCGGCGGAACAAAUACCUGUGCGUGUGGCAGGAGGACCGACAGUCGGCACUGUUCAUCAGUCGGGGGGACCAGCCGACAGACUUCAUGUCUCGUCCCUUCGUCAUCUCCUACUGUCUCAUAGUGGCCUUCCUCCUCCUACUCGCAUACCAGUAUUGGCUCAUCAAGUACGUCAUAGAGUUCACUCUCGACAAGUUCCUCGCGCAGCCAAUCAGAUUCGAGAUGAUGGAGUCCAGCUCACUCACCCUUCGUGCUAAGAUACUCGGACCACAGAAAUAGUAUACCCAUCUAAUGAAAGUCAUCAUAAAAUCAAAUCUGUUUCCAACACGCCCCUAAAAGUUCUUCGUUGAAAAAAUAAAUUCAAUGCAUUUUUCUACAAAUCUUUUUAACAAAUACAAAAUAGGUAGUCUUUUCAAACAAUUAAGGCUUCUCUAUUCGAUUAACUUAUCAAUCCACCAAAAAAAUAUACACAAGCGGCUCUAAAUGUAUCGGCAACAACGCGUAACUUUUACAGCUCUCUAGGUUUUCAUGGGAUCUGAAAACAGAUUUUCAUAAGCUGAGACCCUUAAACUUAAAUAUAUCCCAAUUAAUUUACACAAAUCCUGUACCUGGUUAAGUUGACAAUCCGAUGAGUUAGUUUUUUCCCAUUUAUUUUAUUUUCAAAUCAUGACUGAAUCUUUCAAAUCUCGAAGUUGACCCUCAUUUGUGCAAUUAUAUUGAGUUUUGGUUGUAGCUUAGAA
Molecule: messenger RNA, 2461 nt
Organism: Symsagittifera roscoffensis
Lineage: Eukaryota; Metazoa; Xenacoelomorpha; Acoela; Convolutidae
Product: AAC-rich mRNA clone AAC11 protein-like
Exons: 6
Coding region: 699-2000 (433 amino acids)
Source: RefSeq, a predicted model, not a curated record